Messenger RNA from Columba livia (rock pigeon), 3577 nucleotides. It is a transcript of the gene SNX10, whose product is annotated as sorting nexin 10. Gene Ontology annotation, cellular component: endosome. Gene Ontology annotation, molecular function: phosphatidylinositol phosphate binding. The transcript is spliced from 8 exons. Gene Ontology annotation, biological process: intracellular protein transport; vesicle organization; cilium assembly. The coding region runs from base 264 to 869 and encodes 201 amino acids. NCBI's taxonomy places the organism in Eukaryota, Metazoa, Chordata, Aves, Columbiformes, Columbidae. The record is from RefSeq and is a predicted model, not a curated record.
CGGUGAGUGCGGCGGGGGCGGCUCGGGGGGCACCGGAGCGGCCGCGGCGGGGCUGCCGGCGCAGCGGCAGGGUCGCCCGGAGCGGAAUAUCUCGGGCCGUGCGGGUCUGUCUGCGGCUGCGGACGCCGGCGCGGCUGGGUUGCCUUGAUUGCCGUUUUGUUCCGAGAUGUGUGUGUAGCUGUGGACUGAAAAGCCGUCAUCCCCACAGCAACGUUGUGUUUCUGCAAAACGGUUGAUUAUUACUGUAAUACAGAACAGUGAAGAUGACACCAAAACACGAAAAACAAGAAUUUGUAACUGUCCUGGUGCGAGACCCCAGGACACAGAAAGAAGACUCGUGGCAUUCUUAUAUAGACUAUGAGAUAUUUAUUCAUACAAACAGUAUGUGCUUUACAAGGAAAACAUCCUGUGUUAGACGACGCUUUCGAGAAUUCGUUUGGCUUCGGCAGAGGCUUCAGAGCAAUGCGGUGCUUAUACAGCUACCUGAACUGCCUUCUAAAACUCCCUUUUUCAAUAUGAACAAUCCUCAUCAUGUGGACCAUCGCCGACAGGGCCUGCAAGAAUUCCUGGAAAAGAUCCUGCAAGAUGCAUUAUUGCUGUCAGACAGUAGGCUUCACCUCUUCUUACAGACCCAGCUAAGCCCAGAGGAUAUGGAGGCUUGUGUAUCUGGACAGACCAAAUACUCUGUUGCUGAUGCGAUUCAUAAGUUCGCCUCCUUGAACAGGCGUUUUCCUAUAGAAGACGAAGAGAGAAAACAAGGAAAAAACGACGCGGACUCUGACUCAGAUCGUUCAUCCUCCAGGCUGGGACCCAGUGAUGACAGCAUUUCAUGUGCCUGUAAAGCAAGUCCAGCUUCUGAAGAAUCAUGAAAAAUCAUUCCAGUAUUGCUAUCUUAAGGACAGCACAAAGCAGUUUCUACUCUGUUUACUGGUUACUUGUACUACAUAAACACGGCCAGCUGGUAACACGUAUCUAAAAGGCGCGUUGUCAAUACAACCAUAUGUCCUCAGAAAAUUUUUAAAACAGACCUUGAUACUAUUUCUUUGAUUUAUUAUGUUUGUUGAUUCAGGUCUAUAUGCUACCUAUCACAUUUAGGUUUUUGUGACUAUUAAAAUCUCAGUAUUGGGUUAGUCAUGCUCUACUGACGUAUGUGGCAGUGAAAAUAUUUCCCUUAGUUAGUACAUGUCUCGAAUCUGGAAAAUAAAGGUAACUUGAUUCCUUAGCUUAAAAGUUGGUAUCUCAUAUCAAAUAUAUUCAAAGCAUCUUUUUGUAAUUUGCAUCAGAGAAGUUUCAUCUUCAGAAGUCAUUUGACAUUGGUGAUGAAAUUACAUACCCUGCAAGGUAUUAACUUUUUAAAGUAGCUCAGCAACAUCAGCAAAACAACAUUUGUACAAACUAUAUGCUGCUGACAAUUUGAGAUAUAAAUACAUCUUCCUCUGGUCUUUCUGUAAUGUUUAUGGAAAGCUUGGUCUUAUCGUGCAUAAGAACUGAAGGCCAAAAUUCUUGAGCAUGGUUGCUUAGAAGUUUGAAAUAUUAAUAAAAAUGACAUCACUUCUAGGCUUGCUGGAGAUUCUGUGUUCCCAGGGAAUUAAGGAUACUCAUUCCCGGUGAAAAUCCUGGAUGAGGUUCGUUGAAACCAGUGGCUGAAUUUUACAUCGACCUCACUAGAGCCAGGAUUUUAUUUUCAGAAGGUUUAUUUUAGGCACGUAUCUUUGAAGAUGCCAGGAGAUAUGUUUUAGCCUAGCAGCUGAAAUGGAGAGUAUCUCCAUCUCUUGAGAUGAUGGUAAUCGCAUAGCUAUAACACGCUGUACAGAUGUGGACCUCUCCACAAUUUGGGAUUAACAGGAGCUGCUGAUUUCAUUGUGGCUGUAGUUAAAAUGCUGGAAUAUCGACUUUUUCACAAAUAAAAGGCAGACUUGAACACAACUUUGUAAGCACCAACGUUUAUUUUGAUUAAAUGCCAGUUUUGUUCUUUAUUGUUAACAGCAGCUGUGUAGUGUCUUGUCCCAGAUUCUGUCAAAGGAAUAUGUUUCAUCGUGGUGUUGUAUUUAUAUUUGACAUUUAACUGCUAUUAAAAAGAGCUCGGGGGUCUGAUCACCCUAGCAAAGCUCUGAUGAACUUCAGUGUUGUAGCUACCAGCCUAGAAAUAGAUAUAACUAUAUGUAGAUAGGUAAUUCCCUUUUUUUAAGAAUUCAGUGAAGUUUUUCAAAGAAGGAGCAUGUGAAUUACAGAAGCAAUAGAUUAUUAAAUGGUCAGAUAAUAAAGGUUAUCACAGGCGUGUGUGGGCAUGCUUUUUUAAAGCAUCCAGCUGGGAAUCUGUGUAAUUUUAGAAACAUGUUUUAAUAGCCUGAGGAUAACAUCUCUUAGGUAAUUACUUUAAGCCACUGUAUUUUGUUGAUGGUAACACUUUUAUAGGAUAAAUAUACGUUUCUUUUUUCUUGAUCUUAUUGAAUUGCACAAAUAGAUAUAGUCACCUUCUCAGCUUGUGUGUGAGUUAGCAGCGAAGCUACUUUAAUGUAAAAGUGAUAUUUAAUUAAAGCAACAAGUUAUCACUCAAAGUAGCUUAAAAAAUAGCUGUUAUUGCCAGGCAGAGAUAUUGAUGACUUGACUUUUUUUUUAAAGAUAGCACGUUACAAGAAAAAGUGUUUAGCAAAUUUAUUUAAAAGAAGGAGAAAAUAUAAAAACAAAACUGGAAUAAUGUCUGAGAAAAAUAUUAGUGUUUUUAUUUAACACAGUGUCAGGUUAGUGGUUUUUUAUUUUGUUCUAAAACAUUGAGCUAAACUGUUGAAGCACUUUACAAUUCUGGCCUACUAACAAGUCCUCGAUAUUCAAUGAAAAUAACAGAAAUAAAAAGUUUUGGGAGCCUUUGUGGCUUUUUUUCUUUUUUUCAUUCUAGGAGCUUAUCUGUAUGUCAGUGACUGUUUCACAAAUGAAGAUGUUUCUGAAAUAAAUAUUUGUUUUCUAGUAGUUCUGUUGUUGUUCUGUUAUUUACUUUGUCACUCUGUUCAAAAAAUUCUAAGACCGCUAUAACACAAGUUUCUUCCCAGCUUUCACAGAAAUUUGUUUAAAUACUUAUUUUUGAAUGUUGCUGGUAUAGCCAGUGCUACUGGAUUUUUUGUUAUUAAAGGGGAAGAAAAAGUAUUCUGUGCUCUAGUAUGUUGUCUUUGUGUAUCAGCCAUUUGUAACUGCAUAUAUAUGCUUUAAGACAGUGUUUAGUUUGGAACAUCUGAAUGUGUUAGAAAUUUGAAUGUAAAAAAUAUUAUUUUUAAUGUAUUUUGUGACUUCAGUGAUUUGGUGAUUUUUUUUUUUUUUUCAACACUAUGUAAUAUAUUUUGAUUAAGUUGAUCACUGGUAUUUUGAUUCAAAUUUUUUAGUUUUGAAAUAAUGCUGAUAUUUCCUGCUAGUUUUUUAAAGAGGCUAAUAUCUAGUUUAUAAUAUCAUCUAAUUACUAUUGCUAAUUUAUAUCUAAUUGCAAUAAUUCUGCACCCAAAAGCUUAAGUUUUUUGCUUGUAACUUUUUAUUCUCAUUUUUAAGUGAUUAAAUAAAACAAGUUACUGCUUUCUAUCUUGUGUUUAAA